UUUUGGAAAACACAUUAUGUUGCUUUCUUCUUUUCUGACGCACAAGAACUCUAACAGAGCAAUCAGAGGAGGAGCACUAGAGAGCACCAGAGACGCCACCAUUGCUAACAGAGAACAUUUAAGCGACUACCUCGAGGAAGUAAUGGCUGCGAGAAAUGAGCGAGAACGACUUCUUACCGAGGCCUUGAACAACUUGGCGCAAGUUAUGGCCAAUCAGGGAGGCGGUGGAGGAGCAACUAUGUACCAUGGGUUAGAUCGCUUUCAGAGGAACAACCCACCUACUUUCAAAGGGGGUUAUGAUCCUGAGGGUGCUGAGGCUUGGCUGAGGGAGAUUGAGAAGAUCUUCCGGGUGAUGGAGUGUCAGGACCAUCAGAAGGUGUUGUUUGCUACUCACAUGCUAGCAGAUGAGGCGGAGUACUGGUGGGAGAACACUCGCCCACGUUUAGAGGGAGCAGGUGGUGUUGUUGUCCAAUGGGAGACUUUCAGACAAACCUUUCUGGAGAAGUAUUUUCCAGAAGAUGUGAAGAAUAGGAAGGAGAUGGAGUUUCUCGAGCUGAAACAGGAAAGUAUGACGGUGGUAGAGUAUGCGGCGAGGUUUGAGAACCUUGUAAGGUAUUUUCCUCAUUAUCAGGGGGAAGCUGGGGAGAGGUCCAAAUGCGUGAAAUUUGUCAAUGACCUUCAUGUGUAG
Molecule: messenger RNA, 688 nt
Organism: Glycine soja
Lineage: Eukaryota; Viridiplantae; Streptophyta; Magnoliopsida; Fabales; Fabaceae
Exons: 2
Coding region: 17-688 (223 amino acids)
Source: RefSeq, a predicted model, not a curated record